Molecule: messenger RNA, 1410 nt
Organism: Microsporum canis CBS 113480
Lineage: Eukaryota; Fungi; Ascomycota; Eurotiomycetes; Onygenales; Arthrodermataceae
Product: glutamine repeat protein-1
Exons: 3
Coding region: 1-1410 (469 amino acids)
Source: RefSeq, a predicted model, not a curated record
AUGAAUCAACCACCCAUGAUAUAUCACCAUCCUCUCCAGCACCAGCAACAACAGCAACAGCUUCACCAGCAGCAGCUUCAGGUCCAACAUCUCCCACAGAACCAGCAGCAGCAGCUUCCCGUGUCCUCGUCCGUUGUCGCCCCCCACGCGUCGGCUGCAUAUUACCAGAAUGCCUCACAGCCAGGCACUCACCAUAUGCCGUACUAUCAGAAUCCAAACCCAAGCGCCUAUUCUCAGGCUGCGGCAUCCUUCCAGCACCAGCACCAGCACCAGCAACAGCAACAGCAUCAACAACUUCAGCAGCACCAUCACCAGCAGCAACCACAACCGCAACCGCAGCCUCAGCCUCAGCAGCAACCACAGCAUCUCCCCCAGCAGCAUCAGGUCGGGGUCGUUCCACAGCAUGCUGUUCCCGGGAGCGUGGCUCCCAUGAUGGUCUCUGCUGCACCCAUUCCUCACGUUGUUCACCAUUGGUGGCCCUCCACUCCCAACCCUGAUGCACCAAGUAGAUCUGCCUAUCUCGUCUGGCCAGUGUGGUCAGGAUGGAUGAAUGGAUGCGCUAUCACACCCUCCCUCUUUCUUGAUACCUUCUCGGGAUUUGUCUUUUUUUCUUUUCCCUUCACCACUCAGCCAUUUGCAAACUCGGUGCCCCAGGCAGCACACCCCCAGCCUGUCGUGGACGAUAUCUCAACCCGUUCGCCUUCAGCUGACCCUCAAGCCCACAGCAGCAUGGCGGCCAUGCCUACGUCGAAGGCUAUGUAUUCAACGCCAAACCGCUCCACAGCUGCCCAGGUCCACGCCCAUGCGCAGCCACAGCCGCAGGCCUCACCUGUCUACCAGACGCCCAACACGCUCUCCCCGCAAGCGGCCGCCCGUGAGCGUGCCCGUGUCACGAUCCUUCUGGACAUCAACUCAGCUUUGUUGCAAGAGGUCGUAAACUUACAGGCAAGCGGCAAGGCCGGGCCAGCUUCGAACCAGCCCAGCGCUACUGGUUCGCCCUCCUCGCCCCAGGAUACUCAAAAGUCUAGCAAUGGCCCAGACAGCGCAAAGCCAGCCGCCCCAGCCGGAAAGCCUAGCCAGGAAUACGUAGAUUGCAUGCGUCGGCUUCAGGCAAACCUCGCCUAUCUCGCAACUGUGGCAGACCGCGCAAAGAAGACCGGUGCCACGGGUCCACAGACUCCCGCGAUCAUGACACCACCACCACACCUCCCGUCGGUUAACCAGCUAUAUGCUUCACUUAACGAGCUCUUUACCAACACCGCUCCAACACCGCAGGCUGGCAUCGGUAGCCCACUUACGCCCAUGCAGCAACAGCAACAGCAGCAACAACAACUCUAUCGACAGCGUCAGGGCCAGAUGCAGAUGCUCCAACAGCCUGACUUUUCCUACCCCGGCUCUGCUGCUGGGUGA